Messenger RNA from Suillus discolor, 957 nucleotides. RefSeq lists its product as uncharacterized. Bases 1 to 945 code for a protein of 314 amino acids. Lineage: Eukaryota; Fungi; Basidiomycota; Agaricomycetes; Boletales; Suillaceae. The transcript has 3 exons. The record is from RefSeq and is a predicted model, not a curated record.
AUGCUUGGUCAUCAACAUUCAUCUUUGCAACUCGCACAUUAUGCAUAUCUACACGUUCAACUCGGAAUCAAAACUUUAGAUGGCGCACGUCACGACGAAGCCGCUGACUAUUUCACUGCCGCUCUCAACCGCCGCGAUUUAUCAUCGAAAUCGAACAUUCACGAAAUAUACGAGGAUUUGGUGGUGGAGUACAUCUGUCCAUCCGAAGCAGAAGACGUUAUUCGAAGAGCAGUUUGGAUUGAACUCAGCAACGCCCCCCUUUGUCUGCUCAACACCUCUACGGGUCUUUUGUGCGACCGAGCAGCACAGCUAAACUCUUUCAAAACAACUCCAGAGUACAAGGAGCUUUUGUCAUCCAUAACGAAGCGUUCAGAUCUCCGAAUGGAACGCAUCAAGGAAGUGGUGGCGAUGCACUUCCGUUGCGUCCUGCUAUCACACAGGUGGGAAGAGACGGAGGCGCUGCUGCACGACAUCCAGGACAAAGUCAUGUACGAGCUGAAUGGACUUGGUGGCAUCGCGUGGAUGGAUACAUGCUGCAUCGAUAAGAGCAACAACGUCGAGCUUGAAGAACCAGUCAACUUCAUGUUCGUCUGGUACCGCCACUCAACGCUCACCACCAUCCACCUAUCUGACGUCCCUCCUUCAUCCCAGUCCGGUGCACUGGCGAGUAGUGUUUGGAACGAACGAGGAUGGGCCUUUCAAAAAUUCGUCGCUCCGAAAGUCGUUAUAUUUUAUCAGAAGGACUGGUCUUUAUAUCUCGACGAUCGCUCUCCCAACCACAAAAGGUCCCCUGCAAUCAUGAAGGAAUUGGAGGGUGCGACGGGAAUAGGUGCACAGGCCCUGAUCUCCUUCCAUCCAGGGAUGAGAGGCGCUCGAGAGAAAUUGCAAUGGGCAUCAAGAUGUGUCACCACCAUGCAGGAAGACAUCAUGUACUCGUAUCUUUAGCGUUCAUCUGCC